Neomonachus schauinslandi (Hawaiian monk seal) is the source of this 2333-nucleotide messenger RNA. RefSeq names its product ubiquitin fold modifier 1 (gene UFM1). The transcript is spliced from 7 exons. Gene Ontology annotation, biological process: protein K69-linked ufmylation. Bases 65 to 322 code for a protein of 85 amino acids. Gene Ontology annotation, cellular component: nucleus; cytoplasm. Lineage: Eukaryota; Metazoa; Chordata; Mammalia; Carnivora; Phocidae. The record is from RefSeq and is a predicted model, not a curated record.
CACGGCAGAGGAAGUGGGAGACCAGGCGGAAUUGGCGGGCAUCUCCACCCGGAGCGGCUCCACCAUGUCGAAGGUUUCCUUUAAGAUCACGCUGACGUCGGACCCGCGGCUGCCUUACAAAGUACUUAGUGUUCCUGAAAGUACACCUUUCACAGCAGUCUUAAAGUUUGCAGCAGAAGAAUUUAAAGUUCCUGCAGCAACAAGUGCAAUUAUUACCAAUGAUGGAAUAGGAAUAAAUCCUGCCCAGACUGCUGGAAAUGUUUUCCUAAAGCAUGGUUCAGAACUGCGAAUUAUUCCUAGAGAUCGUGUUGGAAGUUGGUAAUAUCUGCUACCUGGAACAUAAGAUGACCUUUCCAAAUAAAUAUUGAUGCAGCUACAAGAUUGGUACCCUGCUCUUCUGACCAGAUUGUUGCCCAUAAGCCCCUCCAAUACAGAAAUUCUGGAACUACCCUCUGAUAAUACUAGAGAUAGAUAGAUCAUUCUUUAAAUCAGGCUGUGUAGUUAAACCAUUCUAUUUGAAAUAAACAUUCUCAAAAGGUUUAGCCUAUCCAAUCUAUUAGCUACAGCCUCCAAAUUGCCUAAGCCAGGUAUUUGGGACUCAUUAGAUUUUUUUUUCCUUUCUUUUGCCAUAGCAAACCCAUCACAAGAUUCUAUUCCAUUUACAAAAUCUGUCCAAGGUCUGUAAUUAAAGCCCUCAUCCUCUCAUAAAUGCUAUUAGAAAAGCUUGUAGUCUCUCUGUUCCCUCUUUCACACUGUUGUUGUAAUGAGGUUUUUGGCAUGGAAAUACGAUUGUGUAGUUCCACUAGUCAAAAUCCUGCUGAAUAAAAAUCUAUAUAUGACAUGUGAGAACCUUCAUGAACUGCUCUUCGUUCAGAGUCAUCUGGUACCACGACUGAUUUGCACUGCAGCUACACUGAACUACAGAUAUUUAUUAUCUCCAUUGUGCCAUGGUCUCACACCUCCAUGCCUCUACUUUCUCCAGUGGUCCUCCUGAAAAAUCCAGGAUUGAUUCUUCAAGUUUAAAAGCUGGGGAGCCUUUCCUCACUCCUCCCGAGCAGAGCUAGGUUGUUUAACUCUCCAAGCAACCAUUGCAUUUUGGACAUUCCCCCAUUGUAGCAAUUGUUAAAUACAGAGUUAUAUUUGUCUCUGAUUUAAAGUAUAAAUUUUAUAAAAGUGUAAGAUUGUGACUGAAACAGGAUUUCCAAAUUACCUUGCCCAUAAUAGAUAAUAAAUACUUUAUGAUCAAAAGACUACAGAAGAGAAUAAAAACUUUGAAAAUCCCAACAAUUUGUGGCUCAUGCCUAAUAAAUUCUUUUGCUAGAAUAUUUGGUUAAUGAAUAUAUUCCUCACCAUUUCUUGUAGUAGAGAAUUUACUCUUGACUCAGAAAUGAAUUAAUCGCUCUUCUAAAAGUGAAAAGCAUUCUCCCAUUUUUAACAAAUAUAUAUUAAUUAUUAGCUGUAUCAAGGGAAUUGCUAAAUGCUGGAGAUGAAAUAUAAUCAAGACUCAUUUCCUUUUCUUUGGGUCCCCAAAAUUUACACAUUUCAGAAACAGCAAAAUCUGAAGAUGUAAUUACAUGGAAAUAAAGAUGUUUAUCAAGCCCUUUUUUAAUGUGCUGGGCACAGUGCUAGGCACUUCACCAUCAUAAUCUCAUCUAAUCCUUAAUCUCUGUACAAAAUGCUGAUGUUAAUUUUUUUUUCUUUACUGUUAAGAAAGCCAAGAUUUAGGUUAAUGUGUCCAAAGUUAGAAGGAAAUUGGCUCCUAGGGCUAUAUGAUUAUGAAGUCUACCCCCCAAAUCAUUACAUGUUUGCUAUCAUUUUCCUAGAACUAUAUUGAAAUAUUUCUCCAAGAUGAAAAAGGGUACUUCACAGGUUGCUUUUGAACAUUUCUGUGAUCUCACUUGGCUUGAAAAAUUUAACAUUCAAUAAUCUGUAUAGAUGCACUUAGACUCUUUUUCAGUAUAUAUAUAUAUAUGUAUAUAUAUAUAUACACACACAACAAAGAAUUGUGAACAUUCGAGAAGUAGGUUUAUGGCUCUAUAAUCUGCUUUGCUAUACAGAGGGUGUUGUGGUAAUUUUGUCUUUGGAUGCAAAACAGCGGCCAAGGUUGGCAGACAAACACAGAGAGCCAGUUUUUGGCAUAAAUCUCUUGAUUUUCUGGCAAAACUCGUUAGCAAUGUAAAAACUGUUGUUGAGAGCAUAUUGUGAUGAUACAUCAUGUCAAUAUUUGUUUGGCUGUGUAACACUGGAUUUAAUAAAUUAAUUCUUAAAUGUACAAUUUACAACUGAUGAGCUGUUUUAGAAAUAAACUGUAUGUGGUACGUGUUGUCAGUGCC